CAUUUCAUUCAAGUGAGUGGAAUUAAUAUAGUUAACUAGGCUGUCCAAAUGAUCUGUGCUAGCAGGGAAGAGGCUUAUUUAAAUGAAAAGGGAAAGAGGAUUUCUGUCAGAGAAGAGCAGAAACAUGAGCUCUGCAGAAGACCUUGAGUAUCUUCAGAUGUUAAUUCAAUAUCAGAAUGGAUUUUUAAUAUCAAAGGUUAUGUUUGCAGCUUGUGAGUUGGGUGUUUUUGACCUGUUAAGCAAGUCAGAAGAGACCUUGUCCACAAAGGCUAUUGCUGAAGAGCUGGGUACCAGUCUCCAAGGGAUGGAGAGGCUGCUUGAUGCAUGUGUGGGUUUGAAGCUCCUGAUCAUAGAGGUCAAAAAGGGAGAAGUGUUUUAUAGAAAUACAGAAAUAUCCCAUCUCUUCCUCACAAAAUCAAGUCCAAAGUCUCAGUAUCAUAAUUUGAUGUACUACUCCAAAACCAUCUAUCCAUGCUGGCACUACUUAACAGAUGCUGUAAGGGAAGGAAAAAGUCAAUCUGAGAGAGCAUUUGGUGUUUCAUCAAAUGAUAUCUUUGAAGCACUUUACAGAUCAGAGGAAGAAAUGAUAAAAUUCAUGUCUGGCUUGAAUGUGAUUUGGAGCAUUUGUGGCAAAGAUGUGAUAGCAGCAUUUGAUCUUGCCCCUUUCACUAUGAUUUAUGACCUUGGAGGUGGGGCUGGUGCCUUGGCUCAGGAGUGUGUGUCACUGUAUCCAAAUUGUACAGUCACCAUUUUUGACCUACCCAAAGUGGUACAAACAGCAAAGAAGCAUUUUGUGUCUUCAGAGGAAAGCCGGAUCCGUUUUCAUGAAGGAGAUUUUUUUAAAGACUCAAUUCCUGAGGCAGACCUGUAUAUUUUAGCAAGGAUCCUCCAUGACUGGACAGAUGAGAAAUGUGUACAGCUUCUCACAAAAGUGCAGAAAGCUUGCAAAAUGGGUGGUGGAGUGUUACUGGUUGAAACACUCCUGAAGGAAGACAAAAGUGGGCCCCUUGAAAGCCAGCUCUAUUCCCUCAAUAUGCUUGUACAGACUGAAGGAAAAGAACGGACAUCCACUGAAUACAGUGCACUCCUUACAGCAGUUGGUUUCAAGGAGAUCAAAAUCAAGAAAACUGGAAAACUUUAUGAUGCCAUUUUAGGAAGAAAAUGAUGGU
Molecule: messenger RNA, 1169 nt
Organism: Heteronotia binoei (common prickly gecko)
Lineage: Eukaryota; Metazoa; Chordata; Lepidosauria; Squamata; Gekkonidae
Gene: ASMT
Product: acetylserotonin O-methyltransferase
Exons: 8
Coding region: 83-1165 (360 amino acids)
Molecular function (GO): O-methyltransferase activity
Source: RefSeq, a predicted model, not a curated record